Rhinocladiella mackenziei CBS 650.93 is the source of this 4011-nucleotide messenger RNA. RefSeq lists its product as uncharacterized. Gene Ontology annotation, molecular function: ATP hydrolysis activity; ATP binding; ABC-type transporter activity. The transcript is spliced from 4 exons. The coding region runs from base 1 to 4011 and encodes 1336 amino acids. Gene Ontology annotation, cellular component: membrane. The record is from RefSeq and is a predicted model, not a curated record. NCBI's taxonomy places the organism in Eukaryota, Fungi, Ascomycota, Eurotiomycetes, Chaetothyriales, Herpotrichiellaceae. Gene Ontology annotation, biological process: transmembrane transport.
AUGGCGAACCUAGACAUUUCACAAAAGCCAGAUGGGGGAGACGUCGAGCCUCAAAACCAAGAAACCGAUUUGAGAACGGAGAAAGUGCACGUGGAGCAAGAGUCUGCACCAUUCAGACAGACGGAACCGCACGGGCAAUCAGAGGCAGACCAGCAAGAGAAGAAGCAGAAUGAUGACGAUCCGUUCAAGCAUCUGCCCGAGCACGAGAAGGCAAUACUCAAGAGGCAGCUGGAUCUGCCAGUCGUCAAGGUCAACUACAUGACCUUGUUCCGUUAUGCGACAAGGAACGACAAGAUUAUCCUGGUCAUGGCCGGGCUAGGAGCGAUCAUAGGUGGUGCACUCCUGCCGCUUAUGACCGUACUGUUUGGACAACUUGCAGGUACCUUCCAGAGCUUCUCCCUAGGCACAAUAUCCGCAAGCCAAUUCACCCACGAGCUUGGCAAGUACUCUCUGUACUUUGUCUAUCUCGCCAUUGGCGAGUUUGUGAUGGUAUAUCUGGCCACCGUGGGCUUCCUGUACACAGGUGAACACAUCUCAUCAAAGAUAAGAGAGCAGUUCUUGGCCGCUAUUCUCAGGCAGAACAUCGCUUUCUUCGACGGACUCGGUGCCGGUGAGAUUACUACACGCAUUACAGCAGAUACCAAUCUUGUCCAGGAAGGUCUCUCAGAAAAAGCUGGAUUGACCUUGACGGCCAUUUCCACCUUUGUGGCAGCGUUCGUCAUUGGUUUCAUCAGGUACUGGAAGCUCACGCUGAUUCUGACUUCAACCGUGGUAGCUAUCGUUGUCACGCUGGGCGCUGUGGGCUCACUUGUCGGCAAGCUCAGCAAAAAGUACAUUGGCCAUUUUGCCGAAGGCGGAACGGUUGCAGAAGAGGUCAUUAGCUCCAUCCGAAAUGCGACUGCAUUCCACACUCAGGACAAGCUGGCUCGACAAUACGACACAUAUCUCAUCGCGGCAGAGAAGUCAGGAUUCAAACUCAAGGCCACCACCAGUCUCAUGAUCGGUUUUCUGUUUCUGUACAACUACCUCAACUAUGCACUUGCUUUCUGGAUGGGCUCCCGCUUCCUAGUGGAUGGAUCCGUCAACUUAUCGCAGAUCCUUACCAUUCAAAUGGCCAUCAUGAUCGGGGCUUUUGCUCUAGGGAAUGUUGCACCUAAUAUUCAAGCCCUCACCUCAGCUGUCUCUGCCGCAAAUAAGAUCUACGCAAUGAUUGAUCGGGUGUCUCCUCUCGAUCCUGUAUCGACCGAGGGCGAGAAGCUGGAUUCGGUGCAAGGCAACGUGGAGCUCAGGAACAUCAGACACAUAUAUCCUUCCCGGCCCGAGGUUGUUGUGAUGGAUGACGUGAACCUGCUGAUACCCGCCGGCAAGUCCACCGCUCUUGUUGGUGCUUCAGGUUCUGGGAAAAGCACUAUUGUCGGACUGAUUGAACGUUUCUACGACCCGGUCGGUGGAUGCGUGUACAUCGACGGUCAUGACAUCAAGGGUUUGAAUCUACGCUGGCUGCGACAACAAAUAUCUCUGGUGAGCCAGGAGCCCGUCUUGUUCGCUACUACCAUAUAUGGCAACAUCAAGCACGGUCUCAUCGGGACGACCCACGAGCAGAAGUCUGAAGAAGCAAUUCGCGAGCUGGUGGAACGUGCUGCUCGAAUGGCGGACGCCCACGAAUUCAUCACUACCCUUCCUGAAGGCUACGAAACCAACAUUGGAGAACGAGGGUUCCUUCUCUCAGGCGGUCAGAAGCAACGCAUUGCCAUUGCAAGAGCCAUAGUUAGCGAUCCAAAGAUCUUGCUGCUUGAUGAAGCAACAUCCGCACUCGACACGAAGAGUGAGGGUGUUGUCCAAGCCGCGCUCGACAAAGCUGCCCAAGGACGAACCACUGUGAUUAUUGCUCACCGACUGUCCACUAUCAAGCAUGCCGACAACAUUGUGGUUAUGUCUCAAGGACGUAUUGUCGAGCAGGGUACCCACGGCGAACUUCUCGAGAAGCAAGGAGCUUACUGCACCUUGAUCAAGGCCCAGCGAAUCGCCGCCGAGCAAGAAUCUGGAGACCAAGAUGAAGAUCUCAUACUGUCUGAAAAUGAUGGCAAGAUGGUGCAAUCCAAAUUUAGUAAGGAGGACAGCUACUCGGGCCAGGAGGCUCAUGGAGAGGGCGUUAAUGAUCUUCAGCUGGGCCAGACACAGGCAGACUGGACUACAUCGAGGAUGGCACUUCCGAAGAAGCAACAAGAGGACAGGGACGACAAUUAUACCUUAUGGACGCUGAUACGGUUUGUCGCCGGCUUCAACAAGCAAGAAUGGAAGUUGAUGGUCUUUGGACUUUCGCUUUCUUUCAUUAUCGGAGGAGGGAAUCCAACGCAGGCUGUUUUCUUAGCCAAGUCCAUUGCGGCUCUUUCGCUUCCUCUUUCAGAGCACGCUGAGAUACGACGGCAAGCCAACUUUUGGUCUCUGAUGUAUUUGAUGCUGGCCUUUGCACAGUUCUUCGCUCUUAUCACCCAGGGUAUUGCGUUUUCAUACUGCGCAGAGCGGCUUAUUCACCGGGUCCGCGACCAAGCAUUCCGAUAUAUUCUACGGCAAGAUAUCGCUUUUUUCGAUAAGAACUCGUCGGGCGCCCUCACUUCGUUCUUAUCUACCGAGACCACCAACCUGGCUGGACUGUCUGGAGCUACUCUCAUGACGAUUCUCUUGCUUGUCACCACUUUAGUUGCCGCCUCCACCAUUGGUCUGGCCGUGGGAUGGAAACUUAGUCUGGUGUGCAUCUCCACCAUUCCAAUCCUUCUCGCUUGCGGGUACUUCCGUCUGGCUAUACUUUCCCGAUUCGAGAAGGAGAAGAAGAAAGCCUACGAAGAGUCUGCAAGCUACGCUUGUGAGGCCACCUCCGCCAUCCGAACCGUGGCUUUCUUAACCCGCGAGGACGACGUUUGGAAUCAUUACCACGAACAGCUCCUGGGACAAGGCCGCAAGUUUACCAUGUCAAUUCUCAAGUCAUCCGUGCUUUAUGCAGCAUCUCAAUCGUUCCAGUUUCUUUGCAUGGCACUCGGCUUCUGGUAUGGAGGUACCUUGUUCGGCAGACAUGAAUAUACAAUGUUCCAAUUUUUCCUGUGCUUCAGCGCGAUUAUUUUCGGGGCGCAAUCUGCAGGAACUGUUUUUAGCUAUGCACCCGACAUGGCUAAGGCCAGACACGCUGCUGUUAGUCUCAAAACUCUCUUCGACAGGAAGCCGGACAUCGAUAGCUGGAGCCAAGAUGGCGAGCAGGUCCAGAGCAUAGAAGGCCGUAUUGAGUUCAGGAACGUGCACUUUAGGUACCCAACGAGACCUAAUCAGCCCGUUCUGCGAGAUCUCAAUUUGCAAAUCAAGCCUGGACAGCACGUCGCUUUGGUUGGAGCCAGUGGAUGUGGCAAGUCGACCACGAUUUCCCUAUUGGAAAGAUUCUACGAUCCACUCAUCGGCGGUAUCUAUGUUGACGGUAAGGAAAUCUCAUCAUUCAACAUCAACGAAUACCGCUCCCAUCUAGCGCUUGUUAGUCAAGAACCAACUCUCUAUAGCGGCACCAUCCGCGAGAACAUUCUGCUAGGUACAGACCGAGUCGACGUUCCAGAAGAGGAAAUAGUGCAAGUCUGCAAAGAUGCAAAUAUCUACGACUUGAUCAUCAGUCUGCCGGAAGGACUCAAUACACUUGUUGGCAGUAAGGGCAGCAUGUUGUCAGGUGGUCAGAAACAGCGUGUCGCGAUUGCGAGGGCACUGCUCCGCAACCCCAAGAUCCUCUUGCUAGAUGAGGCCACCUCAGCUCUCGACUCAGAGUCUGAAAAGGUCGUGCAAGCUGCUUUGGAUGUCGCCGCGAUAGGCCGUACAACGAUCGCCGUGGCACAUCGUCUGAGUACGGUGGAGAAGGCAGACAUGAUCUAUGUCUUCAACCAGGGCCGAAUCAUCGAGUGCGGCACACACUCUGACCUAAUGCAGAAGGGGAGCGCGUACUUUGAACUGGUCAACUUGCAGAGUCUGGGCAAUGCGUAA